Paramuricea clavata is the source of this 961-nucleotide messenger RNA. The record is from the annotation of a GenBank genome assembly. NCBI's taxonomy places the organism in Eukaryota, Metazoa, Cnidaria, Anthozoa, Malacalcyonacea, Plexauridae.
AUGCAAGAGCUACGAGAACUAAGGAGUGAUCCAGAGUAUCUUAACUUCAUCGCAGUUGGUGAAGCACUGAGAAUCCUAGGUGAUGGCUUACGUCAUUAUACCCAGCAGACAGCCAAAGAGCUACAAGAGCAGCUUAUAAAGAAACUUGGAGGAUACUGCAAUUGUCUGUUUACGCCUGGAGUAAAACGUUGUCGUCAUACGUGUAAAUGGGGUAAAGCAUUGGAGAAAUUACAUGUGAAUAAGAAGAAAAGUCGUAUUCCGUUUCAUCAAAGUGACAGUACACUGUGGGAUGAUCCUAGUAAUGGGUACUGGGAAGUCGCGAAGAUUUUCAUGCACGAAUUAGGAGCAAAAUGGCGGGAUGUAAAGGACCCUGCUACAACGGAUUUAACCGGCCUUUUAAACUUCUUAAUAUUCUGUAAACACUCAAAAGUUCAACAAAACUUGCUUAAGACAGUCCGCGAUUUGAGAAAUGACUGGGCACAUACUAAGAAUUAUAAGUUUAGUGCAUCAGAAAAGCAAGCAGCGUUUAACGCUAUUGACAAGCUAAUGAAUGAUGCUGAAUUAUUGUCUUGUAAAGAGGUCCAGGAUUGUCGCCUAGGAGUCAAUGAAGUGAAAAACCCAGAUGUUUUAUUUGUACAAGAGAGAGAUUUAGAAGUUUUGAAGGAAUUAACACGACACCAGGAAUUUACAAAGGCGAGAGACACAGAAGAGAAGCAAGAAAAACUGAUGAACCUGCUUGAAUUAUUAUCAUCAAGAAAUAAUGGUCUUCCACAGAGCGACACUUCAGAUAACCAGUUCAAAGAAGAUUUGCAUGACUUUGGUGCUACGUUUAUUGCCAUUCUUCUGUUUCCAGCUAACGUUAUAAAGCAAUACAGUCGCUGGAAAGCUUUUUCAUUUUUAACCCUGGUGAUGUUAUUGUUAUCGUGCGUUAGUGAUGAUUCCGUGUUGGAGUCUGAUAAUG